Trichobilharzia regenti is the source of this 2775-nucleotide messenger RNA. The record is from the annotation of a GenBank genome assembly. NCBI's taxonomy places the organism in Eukaryota, Metazoa, Platyhelminthes, Trematoda, Strigeidida, Schistosomatidae.
AUGGGUUUCAACUUUGCAUCUGGUAUUGAUUAUGUGCAGCAGACGAUGUAUCGAACUGUAGUUCUUCGCUGUGAGUGCGGUUUUUCGAAAGCAAUGUGGACUUUAAAUUCGUCUUCAAUAUCUAACAAGCAUGGGAAAAUUUUGAUUUCGGGAGACACACUCAAAAUAUUUGACCUCAGACGUGGGGACGCUGGUAUAUAUACGUGUUAUGAUGCCUUCUAUGAAUCUGAAGCAUGCGUUUCGAUUAGUCUGGUUGUAAAUGAUCCUGAGCCUUAUUAUAAAGCGGUUCACGAAAAUUCUGUUCCUGAUUCAGAAGAAAAUGAACGAGACAGACCUUACUGGCAUCCCAAGAUGAAAAAUACACCUGCAUUCUAUGAGUUUGUUAAAGAACCGCUAAGGCUGGCGUGCUUUUUCUACUUCAUGAAUAAAUCUAUUGUCCCUGUUGCAGAGUGGGGACUUCCUCGUGAUCAUGAUGAGCUAAACGUGAAAGAUUCAUUGAAAAAGCCCAGAACUAUAGAUUGCAAUUCUAUUGAGGAAACGCAACGCAACCUAUCGGGCAUCUGCUAUGUAAUGGAAAUAACAAUUCACUCAAUCAGUGGAACAGAUACAUUCGAUUGCAUUGUUCGAACGCCAAAUAAUAGAAACGUAGCCAUUAGUAACUCAUACACAGUACUCCAAAAAUUGACACACCUAUUCGCAUUUGAUUUAAGUGAUACAGACUUUGAUGACUUUGAGCCACCGAAAUUUGAAUUGAUUGAUGAAUUGCGUUUACCAAGUGGAACAAAUUCAAGUAGUGUAGACUAUGAAGACUCAUAUUCAGACAUGUCUAUGGGAGAAAGCUCAGUAAAUCUAAGACAACACUUGAAUUUAUCAGCGCUUAUUCUGUCUACUUAUGAUGAGUUCUCUUUUUAUCCACUAAAAAGAAUAGCUUGCUUGUCAGAGGAAGUUACUUUAGUCUGUGAAAUCCCAAAAUCUACAAGUCAGCUGGAAAUCUGGUAUUUUGGCAAAUUGGGUGAACAGUCGAAACUCCUAAAAUAUUCAAAAGUUUCUGAUAUGUUCAACAAUAACGACAAGAGAUAUGUACAAUUUGAUAACAGUAUUACACUGAAAAUAACAAACUUAUCUUUAUUGAAUAGUGGAAUGUACGUAUGCAAAAAUGCUUUUCUUUAUAAAAAUAUCAGUAUAACAGUUAUGGAUUGUUCAAAAUUAGACUUUAUAUACAAAUUUCUGCCUCCUAUACUAAUUUGGGUGAUUCUGUUUGUUACUGUCUCAACUAUCCCCUUGUCUAUGAUAUUUUGUCUACGUGCUAAGCGUAGGUCAAAGCGAACAAUUGUCUCUUUACCAAUUGACUUCAAGGAUAAACAUGUAAAGCCAAAACGUGUUAAUGUUACGCAUAGAAUUAAUAUACUGUACGGUGAUCCAUCACAAAGUCAAUCACUUCUAUUUCCUUCAUCCUCAUCGUCGUCGUCGUCGUCCACAUCACCAUUCGAUUCAUCUCCAUUAUCCACUACUACUUUCACUGAUCCUAAUACUAGUGCUAGUACUACUACUACUACAACUGCCAGCAACACGACUUUAGACAAUUGGAUUAUGGAGACGUUAACAUUAUUGUCACAGAAAUUACUUCAUCAACAAAUGAAGUAUUUAUCGCAUGAACAAAAUAUUAUUUGUCACUUUCAUAUCUUAUUAAUGAAUUGGUUACGUCACUAUUUAUCUUCUAAUCCUAAUGCAUUUACACCAAGAUCGUCAUUCAUUCUUGAAGAAGAUAUUAUUGUUGGUGAAGGUACUUAUGGAAUUGUAUAUAAAGGAAAGUUACGUAAUCCAAAUCAUGGGAAUAACUGCACAACUGCUGUCUCACACAUUGAUAUUGCUAUAAAAACACUAAAAAAUGGAUUUCAAGAACGACAAUUCAUUAAUUUGAUUAGGGAGCUGAAAAAUUUAACUCUAUUAAAACAACAUCCACAUAUAAUUCACUGCUAUGGAAUGUGCAUAUAUCAAGGUCAACCAUUUAUCCUCCUUGAGUUAGCCGUACACGGAAAUUUACGAGAUUUUCUCAGAAAUCUUCGACCGCCUGGCAUUGAUCUCAGUGAUCAUCAGAUCUUCAUUGAUCAAAUAACAAGUCCACGUUAUGUCAAUAUGCAUAAAUUAGAGGAUUUGGAAAAGUUAUUGCCUGGAUUCUCUGUGAAAGAGCAGAUAGGAAAUCUGUUAACAUUUGCAUUAAACAUAGCUGAUGCAUUAAUGUAUUUUGAAUCCUUGUCACUUAUCCACAGAGAUGUUGCAGCGCGUAAUGUCGUUAUUACAGAGGGUUAUGUUGCCAAACUCUGUGAUUUCGGGUAUACAUCUACACUGGAUGAAUGUAAUUAUGGUUACUUACAGAUGGAUAAGGAUUAUUUACCAUUACGUUGGAUGGCUCCAGAGUGUGUUGAUACGAAUUAUUUCACUUCAAAAUGUGAUGUAUGGUCGUUUGGUAUACUAUUAUGGGAGUUAUUCACUCUCGGUAAUACACCAUAUUCUGAAAUUGCUACAGAUGAGGUAAUUGAUUGGGUAAACCAGGGAAAUCGUAAUCCUCGACCAUACUUAUCAACUGAAGCAGUCUAUCAAUUAAUGCUUGACUGUUGGUCACAAGAACCUGAUAAUCGACCGGGAUUUUCUGAAAUAUAUACACGAAUUACAUCUAUGAUUCCAAACUCCACCGAGAAUUGUUCAAGCGAUUAUGUUAGGGGAUAUGUUGAAAUCCUCGCAGAUGUUGACGAAUACUUAACUCCUCGUCAAUAA